CGAGUUAAACGUCAGUUUGUCGCCGGUUUCUCUGCAAAACUGCCGUUAGCACAUGCUAGGAGUAGCACAAGGGGUAACUUGCGCCACUUCAGCUGUGUUUGAAACACAAAUAGCUCGCUUUUACUUUCAGAAACUGAAUACAUUGUUUCAAAACAGGUGGAAAGUUGUUUUACACCGUUGUCUUCUUAAAGUAGCUUGAAGUCUUCUUCCACGGCAGUAACGGCUGAGCUUAGGGCUCUGUGUGUAUCAAACGUCGGCGCCAUCAUUCAGACGUUAUAACCUCAAAUAUUGAUCCUUAUAUCGAUCUCAGUCGUCAGAGUGCUGAUUUAGCUCACACAUGACUGCAGUAGGUUGAAUGUCGAUGUGACGCAGCUGCAAAAGGAAAUAUACUCCCUUUAAUGAGGGAGAGUCUGUUCGUUAUUGACGGAAGUAGAGAUGUGGGAAGGUACCUGGACAUUUCUGAAACGUCUUUUACUGCAAUGGUAUACUUUAGCUACACUUUUUAUAACCUACUGUUUCAGUCUUCAUUUAUUGACGUUUUGCCUUGCAGUACAAAACUACUUGAUUACUGAAACCUUGCAAAUUAAUGACUGUAAAAGCAGGAUAGUGAUUGGAAAAAAGGGAGGGCUGUGAUGAGGAACAUAGUGCAAAGUGCACUAAACUGCAGAAGCUUGUGGCUGCCCCGUACUCUUGGCUUUAUUUCAGGUGUUUGUACUUUUGUUGGGGAUUUUGUGUGCAGAUACCAAGAUACUUGUAUUCAUUGCCGUGUAGUUUACUGUAACAGCAAGCCAUUUAAGUUGUAAACCAUUACAGAAUAGUAUUCCCAGCAAGUGAAAUGCUAUUAUCAUUCUAUUGAAAUACCAGAAUAAGAUAGAAAGUAUUGCUGCCUGCCAAGUUCUUCCAUUCAUUUAUGUAUAUGUGAUGGAUACUAUCAGCAAAGGAGGCUGGAUUUUCAUUGGCUCCCUCCUGAAAAGAUGGAAGGCUGAACUGACAAAAUCAGCUGAUCCUUGCUGCUUGCAGAUCCAUCUGUGUCCUGAAUGGAGCUCUUUGAAUACUGCUUUGCAUCUCCAUCAGAGCGAUACACCCCUUGUUCUACCCCAGGGCCCCUAAAGGGCCCCCUGCUUGGAGGGUUCCCUGGGAGCUCUCUCCUGAUUGGCCAGCAGGCCACCUCCUUGCAACUAACUCAACUGAAAGCCCGGCUCGCACUGACUCAACUGAGCAACGCACUUGCCUUUGGCAGCCAGGGGACAACAUUUGCAACCAACUCCAAGAAACCUGUGCCCUACAUAUCUGCAACUCCUCCCUCUCCGACUGCUGCAGCCAUCAAUCUUCUCAACCUUCUGAAGAUUGCCAACACCAUGUCACAUCCUCCGUAUAACCCAUAUGCCCCAGGGAAACGAAAUCCCUCCCAGGGGGUGUAUGGACUCUCGAAUAUACCGAUGGAAAGGGACCCACGGGGAUUACCCUCAUUUCCUGGACCUGGUUCUAACCUCAGUCCUUCUGGAGCUUCUUCUGUCAACUCUAGGCCAGUGAUCCCAUCAUUGAUGUCUCUUCCUAUAAGUUACAGGCCUGAACAAAGUAGGUCUGAAGUAGAGGAGGAUAUAGCUAGUUCUGUAGACAUGCAUAUUAGCAGAGCCAGAGAGGAGGUGAGAUUUCUUGGAAGAUCAAUAAAUCAGCAUAUGGACCAGGAUAGUCACUUUCCCAGCACACACAGAGAGGAGUUUCGAUCUUCGGGCACAGAAAUGGACACAAAGUCCUCAGCCCCUGUCUCUCGUGGUGAUAGACAAAACUUGGAAACUCAGAGUGACAGCAGGUCCUUUGACUGGUCAUCAAACUACAGACGAUCUACAGAGGAUGUCUCUAGAUUUAAUAUGCCACCUCCUUUUCCUAGCUCCAUAAGUAGCGAUGAUGUCCCCCAUGAAAGACAACACGAUACGACAUCCAUCCCUGGGUUAGGUGAUUAUGACUAUCCAGUAUCACAUGAAAUUGCAGCGCCUACACGGUCCAGCAAACCAAAGUACACCUAUGAGACGGCUUCUCAAAUCCUGAAGCAAUUUGGCAUUGAUAAAGAUGAUUUGCAGCAUCUUGCUGCCUUCACUGAAGACCAGAUUACUCCUGCUAAUCUACCGUUUAUCCUGCGUCAAAUACGCAUUCUGAAGGACAAGAAAGCAACAUCAGUUCACUCUGAAUCUUUCCCAGAGUCCCAUUCUGUGAGAGCAGUAAGUGAGGGGGACAAUUAUGGCUCAUUUCGAACUGGAGGUGCAGUGAUGCACCAGGAGAAAACUUCAUCUGUUCUCCAGUCAAGCAAGGUGAUUGACUAUGGACAUACUGGCAAAUAUACAGCAGGGGUUGGGUUGGAUUUUGGAAGGGUAGGCGAUGGAGACAGCAGUGGUAGGACUGGCAAUAUGUUGGCCAUGGACAGUGCCACGAGCAGAUACAAGCCACAGUCUCUGGACAAAAGUAUUGCAGAGUGGAAAAGCAGUGCCUUUGGUUCUUCACGUGAGCAGGUGUCUUAUAUCAGUCCCAGCCCAUCAUGUAGUUUUGCAUUUAGCUCUGCACCUUCUCAAAGCAGUGAUCAGGCUCAACGAAUGAUGACCCAACUAAUAGACAUGCCCAGCUUACUCCCUCUGCAAAAGAAAGACAUAGACAUAAGAGGUCUCGAUUCUGAGGCUUUCAAGCCUGCUCCUCUGAAACAACCAGAAACAGCUCACCAGUCAACUUUAAAACCCCAGCAACCAUUCGCUUGGCCUCAUGAAAUGAAACCCACCCACCCUGGCCUAAUGCUUGUUGGCAGUAAUGAGGCCAGUGGUACAAAAGAACCAGUUAAAACCCAAAGGACAGUAGUUGUUGAACAUAUCAUUCGGAAGCAGAUAACAGAGAAGGAGAAGCCAAUUCAGCCAAAGAGAAUGCAUGAAACCUUGAAGCAGCAGAUGGAGCAGAAGAAGACUCAGCAGCAGACAGAGCAGAAGAAGACUCCGCAGCAGACGGAGCAGAAGAAGACUCCGCAGCAGAUGGAGCAGAAGAAGACUCAGCAGCAGAUGGAGCAGAAGAAGACUCUGCAGCAGACGGAGCAGAGGAAGACACUGCAGCAGACGGAGCAGAAGAAGACUCCACAGCAGACGGAGCAGAAGAAGACUCAGCAGCAGACGGAGCAGAAGAAUACUCAGCAAACUGCGCAGAAAAAGACUUACCUGACGUGGAAGACAGAACAGAAGAAGACUCUGCAGACCCCAGAGCAGCAAAAGCAGGGUAAGCCACAGAAGCCGACAGAGCAGACACAGGCUCAGCCAGCUGUAAAAAAGGAGACCCAACCUGUACCUCGCACAGGACAAACAAAGUCGUCUCCAGCUUCUUCUGCACAGACAUUUGUUCCUCUGGUUCCUCAUCCACUGAUUCCUGGACAUUCUCACCCCCUUGUUAAGCCUCCAUUUCUGCCUCAACCAACUACAGGCCUGGUCACCUACAAUCAUCUGGCGAGGGUGACCCCCAACACCCAGUCUUCAGCCAAGGUUCCGGUCUCCAAGGAUCAGCCAACGCAAGCCAUGAUUAAUGACUACGCUGCCAACCCACCAGGACUCUUUCCACAUACCUGUUCUCUGUGUGCCAAAACAUGUACUAAUAUGCAGGACUGGAUCUCCCACCAGAACAAUGGUCUUCAUCUCGAGAAGUGCAAAAACCUUCGAAGACAAUACCCUAAGUGGAAUGCUGAGCUUGAUAUUGUAUCAAGCACUGCAGGUAAAGAUGUUAAGCCCUCAUCCAAAACCUCCAAGAAGACUUCCCGACAUGAGAGAACCAGGCAUGACAGUCGUUCUCGGUCCAAGUCAAAAAGCCCCCGUCAUCACCGAGGCUCAGCGGGUGGAAGGGAUAAACAGCGCAGUCGAUCACGAUCGCCUCGCCACUCUAGAUACCAUCACAGGACUCGAUCAAGGUCUCGUUCUUGGUCACGCUCUCGGUCUCGCUCCCCCUGGCAUGAUCACCGGAUCUCCUCUCGGUAUAGAUCACGUUCAAGGAGCCCUGAUAGACAAUCUUCCACAAGACACCGCGACAGACGACGGUCAACCCCAACAAGGAGCCAUGAGAGGCGAACAUCACCGAGAAGGAAACGUGAGAGGCGAUUGUCAAGAGAUUCAGAGUCAUCCCCUGAACAAGAGAGGAGAAGAAGUACAGAGAGACUGGCUAAGAAACUUCUGGAAAGAUCAGGUGUCCAGUCACUGUCAGAUCAGUCUGACCUGGAGGCCGUGGUUAAAAGUCUCGCUCCUGCCUUGGUGGCAGAGCUGUCUAAGAUGAAAUCCUCCUCUUCCUCUGGCAAAGGACGGAAACGCUCCUCUUCUCCUCCAUCUGAUGGUAGAAAGAGAUCACCUUCCACUGCCUCAUCUUCCUCCUCAGCAUCAAAAAAAGAGUCGGCAACAAAUGUCUCUAAAGAAAAGAACAGUCAGCAGGAGGAGGAAUCUGAUAAAGAAUCAUCUUCAACCAUAGUGAAACUAAACGGGGUUCCUAAGAGUGUCUCUCACAGUAAGCUGCUGACUGCUGUUGAGCAGUUUGGAAGAACAAAGUCUGUUGUGAUGUUUCGGGCAAGGAUGGAGGCAAUCGUGACUUUUGAGGACGAGGAAAGCGCAAAGAAAAUAAAGACUUCAAAUCGCCUUUAUGUCGAAGGUGUCCCAGUCAUCAUCGUCGAUGGAGAGGAGAAUGUGUUCAAGGAGCAGAAUAGACAUCACCAAAAAUCUGUCGUGUCCAGUGCAUCUUCAGCUGAAUCAACUAGUGAAAAGGCUCCAUCAUCUUCAAUGUCCAAAAGUGAAAAGGUUGUGGUUUCAGAAGCUAUGAAUGUUUCAUCUGAGCAGACAGCAAAAACCUUAGAGUCUGGAACACUGGCUGACUCCAAAGAAAAGUCUACACCCACUGUUAAGAAACCUUUGACCACUGUAACUGCAGAAGAUGACACACUUCUGACCUAUGGGGAGAGGAUAAAUGAGGUCCUGCUGAAACGGAAAAUUCAAAGCUUAACUGCACAAGAAUCCCAGCGACGUGAUCGCAACUUAAAGUUGGAUCUGCAGAUCGGACACAAAAUCUGCCAAAGGAAAAGCGAGGGAUCAGAUGACGUCACUUAUGACUGCACUGUUUUCCUCAGAGGGCCGCCGAUGGGCAACAUCGAGAACAUCGUAGACAAUGUUGUCUUUGAGCUAGAAGACGUCAAAAUCAAGAGGGCUUUUCAGAAGCCUCCGUAUGAAGUCACACACUCGGGCCCUGCUUUAACCACCGUACACAUUCAUCUUCACUCCAAGAACAGGGGAUUCCCAAGGGGAAAAUCUUUCAAGUAUGGGAUACCCCUAGGCGCUGAGGGUGAAGGUGUACGUCACGUGUCACUUACUUUUAAAGACCCCUCGGAGAAAUUCAGGCAACAGCUGAUCGAAGCUGGAGCGGAUGCUGCGCUCCCUGGGUCCAGUCCACACUCCUCAGCAGAUAAGAAUAAUAGGAGGCUGUUGAUUCUAUCCGAGCUGCCCCCUUACAACAAUGGCUGUUACACCGAGGAGGAUAUUGCUAAUCUGUUGGUACCUUUUGGAUUUCGAUAUACAGAAGACUCUAUGUAUGUCAUUCCACAUGUGCACAUGGCUUUCUUUUUGAUGAACAAUGCCAAACAAGCACAGAAAAUGAUGGAAACCGCCCAAAAGUGUCCUCUUGUUUUACAAGGAGCUAAAAUGUGUGUCAAAGAAGUGAUCAACAUGGGAAUGACACCACUCGACUUCUAUACAUCUCUGAUGGGCCUCGCGGAAUUUCCUGUAGAAGAUAAUGGGACCAGAACCAUCCUGAUCAAGAACAUUUCACAAAGUGAAACCAAGGACCUCAGAGAAGCUCUGAAAAAAAUCGGUUCAGUCAGGAACUUUCUGCCUCUUCUUAACAAGGUGUAUGUUGAGUUUGACUCCGACCAAGAUGCUGAUCGGCUUGGAGUUUGGUACAGUUUCCAGAAACGAAACACCGAUCACAGAGUAUUCAGGCUCAAAGCACCAACCAGUGACUGUAUGCCACAGGCACCAAGACUUCCUGAGGCUGCUCUGCCUGACAAGGAUGUCUUUGAGGGGGUGACUGUCCCACCCACAGACAAAGAAAUUCCCCUGAGCAGCACUGCACCAUUUUGGGUCUCGCUUAGAAAUAAACCUUAUGUGUUCCCUACCGUUGCUCCUUGGUUCAACAUCCCAGAAUACCAGACUAUCAACGACAUGGCCGACAUGGAGAGGGUAAAGGAUUCUAACUCCACCACAAUCAUGUUGACUGGUUUGCCGAGAGAACACUAUGAACAUAAGGAUGUGGCCAGGCUUGUGUUGCCAUAUUUUACCAAGAAGACACUUCACUCCCUGUGCUACAACGUGACCGUCUUACCGCUGCAGAGAAGGGCAUUUGUGUUUUUUUCGGACUGGGCAACAUGCUGCAGUUUUGUCCAAGAUCACCUAGCAAAGCCUUUAAUGGUGAAGGACCACACACUUAAGAUCCAUAUUGUCUUGGAGCACAUGCAUCCUGAAUCCAGUGAGGAGAUGAUGUACAAAAGCCUGAUGAAGUGGAGCAAUGCUGGAGAUCCGGAUCCAAACGAUCUAGAGGAGCGGCUGCUUGUCGUCCACAUCUGUGAAGCCAACGUGAGCGUCUUCAGUGUGGCCCUAGAAGUGGUGGAGUUUGUUGCACCCGUUGUAAACUUCCUGGCACUCGCUGACAGGAUAUGCAUCGAGAUGGCCAGCCCCAGUGAUGUAGCCAAGGUGUUGGAAGUGAAACGAAGUUUCCGACCAAACAAUGCCCGAAAAAUGCCAUCUUGGUCAAAAGUUGUGCGUUUUGAGAGUGUGAAGAGCAUGAAACAGCAUCUAGAAAUUCGUGGAGAGACACCUUUAAAGUCAAAAUGGACUACAGCCUGUCCUGACAGGAAGUCCCCAGCUGAACUAUCAGAUGAUGGGUCACAGGCUGCACUGCAAGUCAGUGAACCUGAGGUAUCCACCACUGCAAGAUCAAGUUCUUCUGGCACAAAUGAGGAAGCAGAGACAGAGGAAGCCGAGAAGCCAGGCAUUGAGGUCUCCAUGGACGCCACUGCUGGUCCCAAUUCAGAUGAUGCCGCCUCAUCUUCAGUAGACAUACCAGGAGAAGACCUUGAGGAACUUCCUCAGAUUGACACAGAUACCUCACAGGCACCCACUGCAACAGUUCACCAGCACAAACUCGCCUUAGCAAGCACAUCUCAAAACAAGGUAGACAAGGUCCAGGAUGAUCUCAAAGAUGAUGUUUCUAAAGCUUCAGAUCUCACAGAUUUGCAGAAUUUAAACAUGGAUGACUUAGUCACUCUUGAUGAAGUUGGUGAUGAUGUUAAAGACCAAGAACCUGAACCUCAUCAUUCGUCCUCCAAGCGUUCUUCCCGAGGGAGAAGAGAAAGGCAGCACUCAGGCGAUGAGAAAGACUCCAAGGGGCCAUCCUCUUCCUCAUUGUCAACAAACAAGUCAAGUAAAAGCUCUGACUCAACCUCUGGUUCACCCGUUAAGUCUAAAGACUCAUCUGAGCACAGUAAACCCCCCUCAAAACCUUCAUCCCCUAGUCCCAGGAAGUCUUCUUCUCCUUCAGUGGUGACUGAAACUCCUUCAUCCAAGGAUAAGAGAACACAACGCAGCAGGACAAAGUCUCCCAUCAAGUCAUCCAGUACUACCUCCCGCCCUACCCGCUCAUCAGCUGCCACAAGAGAAAAAGACACAAGUAAAAGAACAGUUGAGGCCUCAGUACAGAGUCAUCCAGAGCAACUUAGUGAGAGAGGAAAAGAUACAGGACCCAAGGAAUCCCAGACUGUGCAUGAAGAAAGCUUUCAGAUCUUAGAUAGCAUUGAUUGUGAAGGAGAAGGCCAAACAGAGACGCACAGUGAAAUGGAAACUGAAGUUUCUCCCCCAGAUCAAGCAGCAGACAAAUCCAAGAAGACAGUGUUUAAAGUAGUAGAUUCUGUGGAUGACAAUCCAGUUCAGGAAAGGUCUGGUCAAAGAAGAAGCACAAGAGGAAAGAAAGGAGAUGACUCCAAAGAAGCUUCUGAAAAGCCUGACAAUGGCGAAGAAGCUACAUAUAAGAUAUUAGACUCUGUUGAAGAUGAGGCUGCCAGUGAAAAACCAGCCAUCACAACAAGAUCCAACAGAGGAUUGAGGGAAAGAAGCAAGACAGAUGCUUCAACUGAGAGAUCAGCAACAGAGAAGAUGCCAACAAGAGGGCAAACUCCGUCAAAAGAGUCACAAGACAAGGACAAGACACAGAAUAAAAAGAAGGAAUCCCCUCCGAAAGAGAGCACAUCAACAAAGAAGAGUGCUAGUGUUGAUAAAGAUCUGAGUGAAGAGGUUGCCACUUUUCAGGUUCUGGACUCUGUUGAAGAUGAGAUUCCCAAGGAUGAUCAGCCUGCGCCACGUGGGAAAGGUAAGAGGGGAAGACCUAAAAAGCAGGUCAAAUCGACUAAAAAAACAAAUAUGGUUGACAUGGAUGCACCUCAAAAAGCAGCUGAUGAAGAAGAGGUGACAUAUCAGAUUCUAGAUUCUGUAGUGGAAGAUUCAGUUAGUGAUCAUCCCCCAGUAGACCAGUCUGCAAGUUCAGCUGAGGGGAUCAUCUCAAGAAAUGUGGACCCAGAAAAACAGAAUACUGGAUCUCUGGAAGAAACUACCAAAAAUGAAGAGGAAACCAAAACUGUGUACCAGAUUGUAGAUGUUGUGGAAGAUGAUCAAGUUCAAGAGGAGCUAACAGCCACAGAGGAGUCCAAUAUUGCAAGAACAGAAAUAUCUUCAACAAGCAAAUCCCCUGAUAAAGCAGAUGAAGAUCUGAGUGAAGAGGUUGGCACUUCUCAGGUUCUGGACUCUGUUGAAGAUGAGGUUCCCAAGGAUGAUCAGCCUGCGCCACGUGGGAAAGGAAAGAGGGGAAGACCUAAAAAACAGGUCAAAUCGACUAAAAAAACAAAUAUGGUUGACAGGGAUGCACCUCAAAAAGCAGCUGAUGAAGAAGAGGUGACAUGUCAGAUUCAGGAUUCUGUAGUGGAAGGUUCAGAUAACGAUCAUCCCCCGGUAGACCAGUCUGCAAGUUCAGCUGAGGGGAUCAUCUCAAGAAAUGUGGACCCAGAAGAACAGAAUACUGGAUCUCUGGAAGAAACUACCGAAAAUGCAGAGGAAACCAAAACUGUGUACCAGAUUGUAGAAGCUGUGGAAGAUGAUCAAGUUCAAGAGGAGCUAACAGCCACAGAGGAGUCAAAUAUUGUAAGAACAGAAAUAUCUUCAACAAGCAAAUUCCCUGAUAAAGCAGAUGAAGAUCUAAGUGAAGAGGUUGUCACUUCUAAGGAUCUGGACUCUGUUGAAGAUGAGGUUCCCAAGGAUGAUCAGCCUGCGCCACGUGGGAAAGGAAAGAGGGGAAGACCUAAAAAGCAGGUCAAAUCGACUAAAACAACUAAUAUGGUUGACAGGGAUGCACCUCAAAAAGCAGCUGAUGAAGAAGAGGUGACAUGUCAGAUUCAGGAUUCUGUAGUGGAAGGUUCAGAUAACGAUCAUCCCCCAGUAGACCAGUCUGCAAGUUCAGCUGAGGGGAUCAUCUCAAGAAAUGUGGACCAAGAAGAACAGAAUACUGAAUCUCUGGAAGAAACUACCAAAAAUGAAGAGGAAACCAAAACUGUGAACCAGAUUGUAGAUGUUGUGGAAGAUGAUCAAGUUCAAGAGGAGCUAACAGCCACAGAGGAGUCCAAUAUUGCAAGAACAGAAAUAUCUUCAACAAGCAAAUCCCCUGAAAAAGCUAAUGGAAAGGAAGACACUCCUGUUAGUUGCACCACAGUCACAGAAGCAUCUGAGAAAGUGGUUGUCAAAAAGGAAAGUCCCAGUAUGAUAGUUGAUGAUUUAAAAGAGGUACAUGAAGAUCCAUCAGUUAUAGAAGGGUCUGCUACCACUGAGAAAGAAAAGACACCCAUGACAGACAAUGAGACAAAAGAAGUACUGUCCACAUCCCAGAGUGACACUGUCAUACUUGAAAAAGACAGCAAAGAGAAAUCACCCGAGAAAGAACUGACAACAAGCACUCUGAAUCUGGACAAAGUUCGUGAUGAGGAGGAGGAUUUCCCCGAUGACACAGCAGAAGAGGAAGAACUGAGGAAACGAAAAGAAGCUGCAAGAGAGAAUCCACUCGACAAGGAACAGGAAGUCAGUCAAACCAGGGGGAGUAGAGGCCGUGGCAGCAGCAGAGGACAGGGCAAUAGGGCAGGGAAGAGUCAGGAGAGGAAAAAAGGAAAGAAAGAGGAGAAGGAUUUGGUUGAUUCCCAGGAGCUGGUCACUCUUGACGAAGUUGGACCAGAUGACGUGGCGGAGGGAGUGCAAGACAAUCAAGACAAGGAUGGGAGGAUCAAGGAGGGAGACCUUCCGUCACUCGUCACCCUUGAUGAGAUUGUGGAAGAGCAGGCAGAAGGACAAGCUGAACAAAGUAUGCCUAUAACGCAGUCAGUGAGCCAGGAGGACAAAUCAGGGAACACCUCAAACCAGGAGACUUUGGAGACUUUAGAUGAAGCUGGCGUUGCUGAAGAAGAGAAAACUGAUGAAAAGCAAACUGAGAAAAUAUCAGGACCAAUGAAGCGUAAGCAUGAUGAUGACAAAGAAGACGGUGAGAACGUCUUGGUGGUGGACAAAGUUGAAGAGGCUGACGGUGAGGAGGAAAAAGAGGUGUUAACACCCAGGAAAAGAGGACGGGCCAAGAGAGCCAGGCAGACUCCUGUGAGAAAAUCCACCAGGGGGAAAGCUGUGAGCACUGAAGACAAACGAGAAGAAGAAAAGAAACCUACCGAAGAGCUGCUCCCUACUCUUUUACCUGCAGCCUCCUCCUCCUCAGUGGACAAAGACUCAUCCAGUCUAUCAAAGGACAUUAAAGUGGAGGUCCAGGUGACAGCAGAGGCUGAACAGGACAUCAACAGUGCCUCUGCUGGACCAGAGCCGCAACAGGAAAACAAAGCACAGGAGGAAUGUGUGGAGGAAAAAGGGGUGAAGGAGAGAGAGGAGAGGUGCCAGGCAGAUGUGAAAGUUCCCACUAAACGGACUAGUGAGCUUCAUGGAUCUGAAGCAAAGCGAUCUCGUUCUCAGUCUCCCUCUGUCCCUGCAGACUUCAAACUACCAGAAUUCAACCCCAACUGUCCCCUUGGUCAGGAAUUUGUCGUCCCUAAAUCAGGUUUUUUCUGCAAUCUCUGCGCUGUUUUCUACUUGAAUGAGAAAUCCGCCAAGGAGCUUCACUGCAGCAGUCAGAAACACUACGACAACCUGAAGAAAUAUUAUCAGAAGAAUCAACAGAAAUCAUUGAGAAGUUCACAAGGUUCUAUCUUUGAAUGAUCCAAACAUCAGCAACCUUUUUUAAGAAAACUGCAAAGAAGAAAGUGAACUAAAAAAAAUCAGCGUUAUGGAUGAUCGCUGAGGGGCUUCCUGUCAAAUCAACCUGUGGAAUUAUUCAGAAGUAAAAUGUUUGAAAAUGUUUCAGAAAUGAGGCUCCAGUCUCUCCAAACACAUGAUGUGUAAAGCUUCACUGUUCUCUGUAAUAUAAAGGGGUUUCUUUUGUAUUUUAUGACAAAGUUAUGUUUUUAGUUCAGUCUUCAUGUUUCUUAGAUGAAAAUAAACACCUUACUGAUUACACAUUAAUUAAAAAAAUGUAUUUUGCAGUUGUAUCUUAGUUUCUUCUAGCAAAACUCACCUGAUCCCGCAACUUUGAUAGAAAAUAGCUUGUCUGUUCUCAUUCAAACACCACAAGUUCACUAAUUUUACUGACAUUUCUUUAAACAAGGGUCCAUAAUGAUGGAUGAGUUCUGUUUAGCCGUUUGAUUAUUUUCAACAAACAUCAAUAAAACUGAGCUUCUUAAAUGUUUUCUAUGGAUUCCUUUUAACAUCAAAUGUUGUAUUUUUCUUCUCUAUGUAGAAAGAACUAAUAGAUGAUCCUGUUCAUAUCUAUGGCAUUUGAAUGUUGAACUUUGCAUUACUUUCAGUUAUUAGUGGGCACUUUUAUUGUUAUUUUCCACUGUUGUAUGAAGUGUCAAUGUGUUUUUCUUGGUUUGAAACAUUGAAAUUUUUUAAAUACAGUAUUAAACAUACUUAACAGUUA
Cheilinus undulatus (humphead wrasse) is the source of this 12093-nucleotide messenger RNA. RefSeq lists its product as uncharacterized. Gene Ontology annotation, biological process: regulation of DNA-templated transcription. Gene Ontology annotation, molecular function: zinc ion binding; DNA binding; RNA binding. The record is from RefSeq and is a predicted model, not a curated record. The coding region runs from base 1038 to 11333 and encodes 3431 amino acids. NCBI's taxonomy places the organism in Eukaryota, Metazoa, Chordata, Actinopteri, Labriformes, Labridae. Gene Ontology annotation, cellular component: nucleus. The transcript is spliced from 37 exons.